AUGGAAAGGUUCCUGCGCUCCUGGCGACAGGACGCGUUGAACCGUGGCCAGCAUGAUUCCGCAAUCUACAUAGGGGACAAAGUCCUGGCCCUUACCAACAGUGACUCUGACGCGUUUUGGCUGGCUCAGGUACAUUUCUCAAAUAACAACUUUACGCGUGCCCUCGCCCUUCUCUCCCGCAAGGAUCUUGUUUCUCGAAGCACCGCCUGCCGCUACCUUGCCGCGCACUGCUACAUAAAACAGAACCAAUUCGAACAAGCCCUCUCCAUUCUCGGUGAACACAACCCUACGGACCUCAUCCGCAAUAACCACACCCGGCGCAAGAUCCAACACCAAAGCCAUGUCACACUUCGGAAUGGGAAGAGCGCGACGCCCCGCAGUGAUCGAGCUGAGGAGCGAGAACGUGAGGAUGCCAAUAAUAUAAGAUUUGAAGCCGCCAUGUGUUAUCUGCGGGGACUUUGCUUCGCUAAGCAGAAUGCAUUUGAUCGUGCGCGGGACUGUUACAAGGAUGCCGUACGGAUCGACGUGCAGUGUUUUGAAGCGUUCGACCAACUCAUGAAGAACUCCCUAAUGUCUCCCACGGAAGAAUUGGAAUUCCUUGAAUCACUAGACUUUGAUUCUGUCUCAUCUCCCGAUCCCAUGAUGGCACAAGAAGCCGCCCACUUUACGAAGAUGCUGUAUACGACCCGUCUAUCGAAAUACUCAUCUCCUACCAUUCUCUCCGACGCCACCGAAACCUUAUCCACACAUUAUAAUCUUGCCGACAACCCCGAUAUUCUUUUGUCUCGCGCCGAAGCUCUGUAUACGCAAUGUCGGUUUGCAGAAGCUCUGGAAUUGACGUCCUCUAUCCUCUCCACAUCUCAAUCAACCGACCUGUCCUCCAAAAAUCCCAGCAUUCCGGCACAGAACAACCUUGGCCAUGCUCCAGCCAUUUAUCCGCUUCACUUGGCUUGUCUCUACGAAACCGGUGCCACGAAUGCGCUUUUCUUACUCUCCCACAUGCUCGCAGACCACUCCCCCGAAGAACCUUACACAUACUUGGCAAUUGGAGUGUACUAUCUGUCGGUAUCGAAGGUGGCUGAGGCGCGGCGCUUCUUCUCGAAGGCUUCACUGCUAGAUCCACAUUCGGCCCCGGCUUGGAUUGGAUUCGCGCACACGUUUGCCGCAGAGGGUGAACACGACCAAGCCAUCGCAGCCUAUAGCACUGCUGCUCGACUAUUCCAGGGCAGCCAUCUCCCCCAACUCUUUUUGGGAAUGCAACAUCUCGCCCUCAAUAACAUGUCUCUGGCGCACGAGUAUCUAUGUGCUGCUCACGCUAUGUCAACUGGAGCUGCCCCCGGAUCUGUGCCUUCUAUUGCAUCUAAUCCCUCAGGGAUUGUCUCCGCCGUUGGCGGGGACCCACUGGUUCUCAACGAGCUUGGAGUUGUCUUUUACCAUCAGAAUCACCUUAGCGGCGCCAUUGAAUUAUUUGGGCAAGCACUUGCCCUAGCUACUUCUCUUCACUGUGAACCCAGUGCCUGGGUGGCUACACGCGCGAACCUAGGCCAUGCCUUCCGUCGCAUGGGUCGUCUGUCCGAAUCCCUUCGUGAAUUCGAUGAAUGUCUCCGCGUGGGCGCAGGAGGGAGCAGCAUGGGCUACUCGCCAUUCUUGGGUGGUGGUACGGGUGGCUCAGGGGCGAUCGCUACCGCAUCUGGGGUCGGGGGCUACGAAGAUAGGGGGCUCACCGGUUCUCUACAUACGUCUCGUGGCCUUGUGUUACUGGAGUUGGGACGAACCACGGACGCGGUGACUGCCUUACAUGAGGCCGUGCGUGUACUUGGGGCGAGUGGCGGCGGCGAUGCAGCCGGGGGUGCGGGCGUGGCUGGUACGUUACUUUCACGUGCGCUCGAGCUCUGGGCCUUGGAGGGGCGACAAAAGGACCGCACGACUUUCGAAGAGAGUAUGCGGGAAGCCAGUGCAGCCUCCUCCAAACGCCGGGGAUCUGCUCGGUCUCGUGAACAUAAGGGCAAAGAGCGAGUCGCCCCGGAAGAGAUGUCUCGACGACGUGGACGUCAGGAGCCCUUUGUGGAAGGGUGGACGGAGGAGGCAACCCAUGUCGCCACGCCCCCGGCCGAAGAUGAACAGGUUGAAAUGGACCUCGACAACGAAGCUGACGGGCUUUUGCGCCGAGCUCUCGGCCGUACAAACGUCAAGUCACUCACAGAUCAUGCCGUGCAAGUCUAUAUCUUCACCAUGACAGCCUCAUUUCCAAUUCGCCCGCGACGCGGCUUGUCGCUUCUUUGCCUCAUUACCGCAUUUAGCUUCAGCGCCAUCAUCGUCAUUUGGUUCGGCAUGAACUCCGACAGAGGAUACAUUCACCCCGUCCUCACCCAGAUCAUUCCCGCCGGACACUGCGCUUGCGAAUCCUCAACCACCUUCCAAUGCUCGACAUGUCUCACCUGUCCCGAACCUGGUCUACAAACAGACACAGCCCGCGCUUGGUCCUUUGAAUAUACCCGGGAUGGUCGCAAUGAGGCCCUCAGUCAGAGCCAGUGCAAAGCUGCCUUCCCCGGGUUAUUCGAGGACGUCACGCGCGGUGGCAGAUUUUGGUCUUCGCAAGGUCGCUUGUCGUCGGCAGAACUUGAUGCCAUUAAAAUCCAACAUGGUAUGGCGCGCGCAUUCAUUUCUAAUGGCAACUUGUACGUGGUCACGGCGCGAUCCAAGGGCGAGGAUCACCGACGGAAAAUCUUGGGGACGUUGAGCUCAAUCCAUCGUGCGCUGGCCGCCGACCCGGAACGAGUUUCUAGACCUGACUUUGAAUUUGUGUUCUCGGUGGAGGAUAAGGUUGACGAUGUGACCAAUUCAGAAUGGCCGGUCUGGGUGUUUUCGCGCACGUCUAGUGAAGAAGGAGUCUGGCUUAUGCCAGAUUUUAGCUUCUGGGCCUGGGAUAACCAGGACAAUUACAUGGGACCGUAUGACCAGGUGGUAGAACGAAUCAAAAGGAUGGAUAUCCCUUGGUCAGAGAAAACGCCACAGUUGGUCUGGCGGGGCAAGCCCAGUUUCGCGCCCAAAUUGCGACGCGCGUUGAUGGAGGCCGCUAGGGACAAAUCGUGGGGCGAUGUCAAGCAGGUUGAUUGGAACACGGGCUCUAACGUCUUGAGGAUGGAGGAUCAUUGCCAUUUCAUGUUUAUUGCGCAUGUUGAAGGUCGCUCUUAUUCGGCUUCAUUAAAAUACCGACAGGCCUGCAACUCGGUCAUCGUCGCACAUAAACUACAGUUCAUCCAACAUCACCACUAUCUAUUGGUGGCAGAUGGCCCCAACCAAAACUAUGUCGAAGUCGAACGCGAUUUCAGCGACUUAUCAGAAAAGAUGGAGCCCUUAGUGAGCGACACCAAAGCCGCACAGCGCAUCGCCAACAACAGCGUCAAGACCUUCCGUGAGCGAUAUCUCACACCCGCCGCUGAAGCCUGCUACUGGCGGUCACUGUUCGAUGGGUACGCCGAUGUAUGGAACGGGACCGUCGAACAGUGGUCCGAAACCAAGGACCGCGAACGAGCACUUCGAUACGAAUCGUUUGUACUUCUGGAGAGCGUGAAGAUGUACGAAUUUGAAGCUACUCGCACUGCGCAAUGGCAGGCUAUCCUGUAA
Penicillium expansum is the source of this 3627-nucleotide messenger RNA. RefSeq names its product anaphase promoting complex subunit CDC16. Bases 1 to 3627 code for a protein of 1208 amino acids. Gene Ontology annotation, biological process: cell division. The record is from RefSeq and is a predicted model, not a curated record. Gene Ontology annotation, molecular function: protein binding. Lineage: Eukaryota; Fungi; Ascomycota; Eurotiomycetes; Eurotiales; Aspergillaceae. The transcript is spliced from 4 exons.